GAUAAAUGAAAAUUUAUGUGUAGAAGGUAACCAGUGAUCCUGGAAUAGAUACCUUUUUCGUAUAUAAAGUGGCGCAAGAGACCUCUAAUUUCAUAUUCCGCAGAACGGAUCCAUCAUGAAAGCGACACUUCUUAUACUUGCUUUUGGCUUUGCCACAGUACUUUCCCUUCCCCUUGCCGAGGAGAAGCAAUGGGAAUUAAUCCCUACCGAGGAUGGACACUGGCACAUGGUUAACAUCAAAGACGUCGAAUUCCAAGCCAAAUUGGCCCAGAAGGCCGACUUCGCUGUGAAAUUCCUCUUGUAUACCAAAUCAAACCCAUCCAGUGCCCAGGACAUCACCAGCUCUGUGACCGGAAGCCAUUUCAGCGCUAGUCGUCAAACUAGGGUUCUCAUCCACGGCUGGAACGGCGAUGCUGGCUCUGGACCAGGAACCACUAUCCGUCAAGCUUACUUGAACAGAGGUGACUUCAACGUUGUCGUCGUUGAUUGGGGAGCAGGCGCGAAAAAUGCUAACUACGCAAUUGCCCGUAACAACGUUCCAACUGCUGCCACCAAGGUUGCCAAUUUCCUGAAUAUGCUGAACAGCCACGGAACCUCUUUCAACAACAUCUACUUGGUUGGCCAUAGUUUGGGUGCUCACGUCAGUGGUCUCGCUGGUAAAUACGCUAAGGCCAGGCCAAACACCAUUUUCGGAUUGGAUGCUGCCCUUCCAUUGUUCAGCGCUAGCGACGCAAGCACCCGUUUGGCUGUUGGUGAUGCCACAUAUGUUGAAAGUAUCCAUACUGAUGGUGGCCGUCUUGGUUUUGAUUCACCAAUUGGUACUUCUUCAUUCUAUCCCGCUUGGGGUGGUGUCCAACCAGGAUGUGGAAUUGAUGUUGUAGGAUCCUGCUCCCAUGGACGUUCUGUUGAAUACUUUGCCGAAUCUCUUCAGGCAAAUAACCAAUUCCUCGGAAAGAAAUGUGGAUCAUGGAGUGACAUUCAGAAGAAGGUCUGCAGUGGAUCUGCUACCGGCAAGAUGGGUGGUGAACCAUCCAACCACGGUAUCGCUGGCGUUUUCUACGUACCUGUUAACUCUGGGUAUCCAUAUGCUACUGGAAAAGUCUAAAGUGACCAAAUGUUUGAUGAUGAGAUUAAUAAAAUCAUUUUGACUCUGACAAA
Hermetia illucens (black soldier fly) is the source of this 1158-nucleotide messenger RNA. RefSeq names its product lipase member H-A-like. The transcript has 2 exons. NCBI's taxonomy places the organism in Eukaryota, Metazoa, Arthropoda, Insecta, Diptera, Stratiomyidae. The record is from RefSeq and is a predicted model, not a curated record. The coding region runs from base 116 to 1105 and encodes 329 amino acids. Gene Ontology annotation, molecular function: lipase activity. Gene Ontology annotation, biological process: lipid metabolic process.